This is a messenger RNA of Closterium sp. NIES-67, 2148 nucleotides long. The record is from the annotation of a GenBank genome assembly. Lineage: Eukaryota; Viridiplantae; Streptophyta; Zygnematophyceae; Desmidiales; Closteriaceae.
CGCCGUUGAGAGCUGUUGAUCAUUCAGCUCGCCAAAUGAUUCGGUCCAAGGGAGGUUUCAGCAGAGGUGCUUAUGCAAGUCCCGUGCCCUUUCUGAGCACCACGGCGAUCAUUAUUUCCACGGCAUUCUCGGACUUCCUUCCCGUUGCGCGUACGAACGGCGCGGUUCUUCCUUGGAAUUGUCAGCGAUUCGCCACGUCAGAGAAGACGAUCACCGCCUGGCCAGCGGUGUGGCACGGUGGAGAGCCGCCGCCAUUUGAUAGCCUUCAACGCUGCGGCGUCCCCAUCGAUAUAGUCGCAUACGCGAUCCGCUAGUACAAGCGCAGUGAACCCCUGUAGGUGCCUGCGUUGGUGUCAUCGGGCGACUGUCGCUCGUCGCCUGGGCAUCGAGAGAGUGGCGAGGCGCGAGUGCGACAGUAGCGAUGGGCGCUUCGUCGCGACUCGACAUCCCCGAGGCAACGGCCGGCACGGAUGGCGCGAGCAAGGCGCAGCUGCCAUCGGACGCGGAGCAGCAAAAGCGCGGGGGGCGGGUGACGUGGGGGCGCGUGGUGUGCUGCUCGCUGUGCGCGCUGCUGCUGCUGCUCGCCGUCGCUGUGGCCGUGGCCGUCUCCAUCUUCGUGCUGUACCAGCCCAUGGCGCCCGAGUUCACGGUGACGCGCAUCACCAUCGCGCACAUGGCGCUCACCCCGCUGCUGCCGCCCACACCGCCCUCAUCAUUGCCGCUGCUGCCAGCCACCGCCCCCGCCUCCUUGCCCCCUCCUAAUGUCCCCCUCCCCGGCAACACAUCGCUGCCCGGCAACCUGUCCCUGCCCUCCUUGACCGCCCCGCUGCCGUCCAACUUCACCCUCACCACCGCCCAGCUCGCUGCUGCCGUCAACGCCACUGCUGCUGCCGCCACUCUCCCCGCCAACUCCACCUCUCCGCCCUCCCCUGCUGCCACUGCUGCCGCCGCUGCCGCCUCUAGACUCAUCUCCCCUCUCGCCUCAUCCCCUUUACUGACAUCCCCGCUACUAGCCAAUGCAAACCUGACGAUCAACGCGCCCCCAGGCACAACGCUGGUUGGGCUGCUGGCGGCGCGCGAGGCGGAGCUGGACGGCGCGCUGGACGUGGCGGUGGUGGCGGGCAACCGCAACCACGUGGGCAUCUCGUAUGAAUACGUCAGCAUCCUGGCGCGCUUUCAAGACAAGGACGUCGGCAAUGCAUCGAUCCCUGCGUACCACCAGCCGCCGCGCAGCAACACCACGGUGCAGGCCCGCGUGCUGCUCACGCACCUGCCUCUGCACCUCUCGCCCGCCGUCAACUCGCCCCUCUCCCGCCAAGCCCUCUCCGCCUACUCCACUCUGCCGCUGCAGCUGGCCAUUGAGGUGCGCGCCAACGUGGACGUGUACAACAUUGGAACUCCUUAUAUCACGGUCAAUCUAAUGUGCGAUUUGGAUGUCAACAUUGCACAGCAGAGCGUGAACAACACAAGAUGUCACCUUGAGGGCAUUCAUUUGUGAUCAAAGAUGCUUAUUGUGGAUGAUAGAUUAUUUAUCUGUUGUAGAAAGGCGUUUCCAAUGAGUCAAACAGUAGUCACGCUUCUUUUAGGUGGCGAAGCAUGGUAUUGUGGUAAUACAGAAUCAUGCGUUCUUGUACUGAACGGGGCGACACGGCUCAUGGUGUGAGUCGUCGUGACAUCACUCAAGUGGAGCUUCGCUUUCAGCCUCCCACCCAAAUCUCCUCCAUCCCCCACAACACAACUCUCCUCUCCUCCCCAAGGCCGUGAAGGCGCGAAACUAGCAGUGUUGAUAUGCUCGUUGCCUAGCCUUCACGAAUCAACAUGUCGUUACCCCGCCGACGCGUCAGUCUAGGCCCGCGAUCUCUGCGAUCCCCGCUAGCGUGCUCCCGCUGACCUCGCCCGCUCCCUCUUGGGAUCGCUUUGCUUUCCGAGCUAGCUUUCCGCAGGGCUCCCCCCCACUGCUGUCAUCGCAACAGAGUUUCGCCGCCAAGCUCAGUUGCAGGCGGCUGUCUCAUCGCCCAGCAGGUGAUCUGCUGCAGUGGUGCCUUGAAGCCGUCCUUCGUCCUCGCGUCCCAACCCGCCCUCCCCUUCACCCACCCGCUUGUCCUUCUCUUGCCGCUCUCCCACCUCCGAGGAAGGAGUCCCUCCUCC